AUCAAUGUUUGUGUUAUUGAGAGCAUUUUGGAAAACAGAGAAUGCCUUUCCUUACCUAUUUGUUGUUUAACAAUUUUACCUAUGUAAAAAUGAACACAAAAGAAAUUUUGCUGAAGAAUUCCCUUUUUGAACCUGGCGCAGAGAACAAAGCAGCUACGCCCCUAUUCCACAGAGCAUGAGCGAUCGAUUUUUCUGCCAUCUUUAUUUAUUAGUUUUGCCUGGGCGCGAGCAGCUGCUGAUGCUUGCUAAAAGCUAGCCUCUAACUCACUCUGCUGCAUAGUUUGUAGUUUAGUAAUGACAGUUUGGUUACGCCAGUCGUGUAGUUGUAGUUAAAGUUUGCGUUAAAAGGAAAUGGGCUUAGCGCAAAGUUCUCUGCUGUCAGACGGGGGAAGUAACAGUGGAUACCACGUCCAUGCGGUUCAAGAAGAGUCCCGUGCUCAGAAGGCUGGCCUGGAGCCCUUCUUUGAUUUCAUUCUUUCGAUAGGACAUACCCGUCUUAAUAAAGAAAAUGACUUGCUGAAAGACCUUCUAAAGGCCAAUGUGGAGAAACACGUCAAACUUGAGGUGUACAAUUCUAAAACCCAACGUGUCUGAGAUUUGAUGGUGACUCCCAGUAAGUGGGGUGUCCAGGGCCUGCUGGGUGCCAGCGUACGCUUCUGCAGCUUUGAAGGAGCCAGUGAAAAUGUUUGGCAUGUCUUGCAUGUGGAAGCAGAUUCUCCAGCAGCUUUGGCAGGACUGAAUGCACACAAUGACUACAUUGUCGGAGCUGACCAGGUGUUGCAAGAUUCAGAAGAUUUCUUUUCUUUGGUCGAAGUCAGUGAGGGGAAACCUCUGAAGCUGCUGGUGUACAACACACAGAGUGACCAGUGCAGAGAGGUCGUGGUGACUCCAAAUGGAGCGUGGGGAGGAGAGGGAAGCUUAGGCUGUGGUAUUGGCUAUGGCUACUUGCACAGGAUUCCAACCCGUCUGCUUCACCUUCACCCAGAGACUGAAAAUGUUUCACAGUCUACAGCUGCCAACAGCAGACAGCAGCUAUGUGAGCACACUGAGGUGCCUUCAGAAGCCGCGUGUAGCCCUUCCGGUGCAAGUCAAACAGGUUCGCAUCAGGAAGAAGCAACUGUACUUGAACUGAAUGCAUCCCCUCCCCCACAGACAGCUGCACACUUUAGCACCUCAGACAUAAAUGAAGCAACUCCUGAACUGUCCGCUGUGGUUUCCAUCAGAGACGUGAGCUCCAUAGAUGCUAAUUAUGGAGAAAACUCUAAAGAUCAUCUAAGCGUGGACAUGCAAUCUGGUGGCCGAGCAGCCUCAUUUGCUGAGGGGGAGGCCGAAGUGGACCUCCAGAAAACUGAGAGUGAUAAUGGUACCAAUGCAGCCAGCAGUACUGGUCCCAGCAGGAAGGGUGGAGAUGGAACCCUGUGUGACAACAGUGUCCCAGAGAUGUAGAAUGCAUCACUGGAAAAAAAAAAAGUUUUAUUUAUAUACAGUUGCCUUUACUGUAUGGAAAGUUGCACAUUUAUGUUGA
Messenger RNA from Thalassophryne amazonica, 1525 nucleotides. Its product is annotated as Golgi reassembly-stacking protein 1-like. Gene Ontology annotation, molecular function: protein binding. Gene Ontology annotation, cellular component: Golgi apparatus. The record is from RefSeq and is a predicted model, not a curated record. Gene Ontology annotation, biological process: Golgi organization. Lineage: Eukaryota; Metazoa; Chordata; Actinopteri; Batrachoidiformes; Batrachoididae.